UCAUUUUCCUUCAAUCUAUUUUACGCAGUCAUACCGUUUGCAUUAGUGCCAUAUUAUACCAUUAUCAGUGUGCGCGAUUUUUCUUUUCUCCUCGAUGAAGUGAAAAUCCUUUUCCGGAACAUUGUGCUGAAAAUGGUCUCUACCGCUUUCAUAGUCUUCAAUCUCAUUUUUUCAAUUUACGUCCAUGGUACACAGUUCCGUCAGUUUGGAAGGAUAAAGAAACUGUUUCAUAAGUUCCGAAAGCUAACUGCAAAUUUUGAUCGAUGGCUACCAAUGGAUGAAGUGAAUUACUUACCUCAAUUGGCCAAAUUUACUCUACGAACGUUCUUCUUUUCAAUAGUGUACGAAUCGUAUCACCUCUUUAGCGUGUCAUUUGUUGCUCCUAAUAAAUUUAGCAUAUGUUCAAUACUUGCAUUCGUGUUACCGAAUUUUAUCGUCAAAUUUUAUCCGGACAUUUUUUACGGUGGCAUGUUGGUGGCACAUUUUUAUUUCCAUCAAAUGAACAAAGAAGUUAAACUCAUCCUUAACACGGCUAUUGAACAGAAAAGCUCCUGGCAAGAAAAUAUGAAUGUAAUCACAGCGUUAAGUGAAAAACUGGAAAAUGUGGCCGUUCAUUACUUUCAGCUAAUUGAAAUUGUAAAGGAAUUCAAUUCGAUCACAUCAUUCCGCGUACUUCUGUGGCUUUUCAUUUUGUUGCUGAAUUUCGUAGUCCAUUUAUUUAUGCAGUACGUUUUUGUCGGGGUGUCACUACAGCAUGGACAGAAAAUAAACGUUGCUAUUUCAAUAACCGGACUGAUCGAUACUAUGUUACAAUUAUUUGAAUUUUGGCUUACAACGUCAAUCUGUUCGAGAUUGUCGAACGAAAUAAGCCAAACGGAAAUAAUGUUAAGCUCAAUGUACCUCCAUCUACGCCAUAGUGAUCAUGUUCAAUUCAAAGAGAAAAUGUUCAUGAUUGCCAAUCGUAUCAAACACGAGAAUCUGGAAAUCACUGGCUCUAAAUUAUUUGUCAUUGAUUCGCGUUUAAUUUUCGCGAUUAUUAGCAGUACCUUUUCGUACUUGAUGAUACUGAUACAAUUUGAGUUGUAA
This is a messenger RNA of Bradysia coprophila, 1086 nucleotides long. RefSeq lists its product as uncharacterized. The record is from RefSeq and is a predicted model, not a curated record. NCBI's taxonomy places the organism in Eukaryota, Metazoa, Arthropoda, Insecta, Diptera, Sciaridae.